Messenger RNA from Monodelphis domestica (gray short-tailed opossum), 9626 nucleotides. The record is from RefSeq and is a predicted model, not a curated record. Lineage: Eukaryota; Metazoa; Chordata; Mammalia; Didelphimorphia; Didelphidae.
UUUUAACCCCUGUGCUUGUCAGUCCACUCAGUGGCCACCCCACAGAACACAAAAUCCUGACUGAGGGUCACAUACAAAGCCACAGCUCUGACCUGAGGAAGCCUUUUCCCAGUGGAAGCUUGGAAUUAGAGAAUUUCUUUCCUGUUUGGAUUGCCAAACCAAAGAAACAGAAACCCAUUUUCCAGAGGAUGACUGUCACUUACUCCAGUAAGGUAGCAAAUGCUACUUUCUUUGGAUUUCAUAGGUUACUCCUGAAAUGGAGAGGCAGCAUCUACAAAUUGCUGUACAGGGAAUUUAUUGCCUUUGCUAUUCUUUACACGGCAAUAAGUAUGAUGUACAGAUUGUUACUUACAGGAGCCCAAAAACGUUACUUUGAAAAAUUAUCAAUUUACUGUGACAGAUAUGCUGAACAAAUUCCAGUAACCUUUGUGCUUGGGUUUUACGUAACUCUGGUGGUGAACCGAUGGUGGAACCAAUUUGUCAAUUUACCAUGGCCAGACAGACUGAUGUUUCUGAUUUCCAGCAGCGUUCAUGGAAGAGACGAAUAUGGGCGUUUACUCAGAAGAACACUCAUGCGCUAUGUCAAUUUAACUUCCUUGCUCAUCUUCCGCUCUGUGAGCACAGCUGUGUUCAAGAGAUUUCCAACAAUAGACCAUGUAGUAGAAGCAGGCUUUAUGACAGCAGAAGAAAGAAAAUUAUUUGACCACCUUAAAUCUCCUCAUCUGAAAUACUGGGUUCCAUUCAUCUGGUUUGGAAAUUUGGCAUCGAAAGCCCGAAAAGAGGGAAGAAUCAGAGACAGUGUUGAUCUACAAUCAUUAAUGACUGAGAUGAAUCGGUAUCGAUCUUGGUGCAGCCUCUUGUUUGGUUAUGACUGGGUUGGGAUUCCACUCGUCUACACUCAGGUAGAGAAUCAUUUACAAACUCUAUUUGGACUUCCAUAUCGCCAUCUUGGUUUUCUCUCUUACAGAGAUUUCUCUUUGUUUCAGGUAGUCACUCUUGCUGUCUACACUUUCUUCUUCGCAUGCUUGAUUGGACGGCAAUUUUUGGAUCCCACCAAAGGCUAUGCAGGGCACGACUUAGAUCUCUACAUUCCCAUCUUUACCCUCUUACAGUUCUUCUUCUAUGCAGGAUGGCUCAAGGUGGCCGAACAACUUAUCAACCCAUUUGGUGAAGAUGAUGACGAUUUUGAAACUAACUGGUGUAUAGAUAGAAAUUUACAGGUAUCCCUUUUGGCUGUGGAUGAAAUGCACAUGAGUCUACCCAAGAUGAAGAAGGAUAUUUACUGGGAUGAUUCAGCUGCACAGCCGCCAUAUACACUGGCAGCUGCUGACUACUGCAUUCCCUCCUUCCUGGGAUCAACGAUUCAAAUGGGGCUGUCUGGGUCCUACUUCCCUGGCGGAGAAGAAUGGCUUUGGGAUGAUGAGAAGCAUGGACAGAGGCGUUCAGUGAUCAGGAAGGUGAAACGUUUCCUGAGUGUCCACGAAGCCCCCAAUAGCCCAGCGAGGCGCAGUUACGGGAGGCAGGCGAGCGACAGCUCCGUGUUCUUCCCCACUAGUGAACUGAGUCACGUGAGCGGCUUGCUGAAUGUCCCUCCCAGAAACCGCCAGCCCGGAUCCCGAGGCAAAAAGAAGCUCGAGCCUGGGGAGGGCAGCCCCAAGCUCCACGCUAGCAUGGGAGACCUGUCCGUAAUUAGAGAAACCAGCCGGACGAGCACUUUAAUGAGUCUGACCCCACAGUCUAGCGUUAAUGCCUCACCCACAAAGACAAGCCUUCAAGUCCCAGAAGUGUUGAUCACUUCCGCCGACCUUUCAACGCCAACAUCCCUGGACAGUUACCAGCCAAGCCCUCAGUCAUCCAUCCCAGACUCUUUGCUUUCAGGAGUUCAGCCAAUGAGAACUGAGCAGGCAGUUGACCCGGAGGAUUCUAACCCGCCCCCUUCCCAAACGACACAGGUCAUUUCACCUGAAACUGAAGCACAGAUUCUGGAGUUUGCUUUUGAGAACAGCGCGGAGGACAAGUACCCCAAAAGGUGGAGCCUCCCAGGAUUUCUAGAGUCUAGUCAAGUCUCCUUGUCAGGACUAAGUUCCGACCCUGUUGCCCCUGAAACUAUUCUUUUAAUAGACACAGAGACGUCCUCGGAGACUAGUGGAAUCAACUUUGUGGCUGCCCCUCAGACUCCUCCAGACGUUCAUUAUUUAUUAGAACAGCUGGAUACCAAAGAAACAGAUAUCACAGACUUCAAUAAUGAACACCCUGAAGCAUCACCGAAAGGAAUGUCCAAAGGUUCCGGGAUCUGGUUCUAGCUUAAGACCCUCGGACAGUUCUCUCUACCCUGAGUAGCUCACUUUGGCCAACCUAUAUAUCCUUCAAACAUUGAGAACCAUCAAAAUUAGGAUGUUCUCUGAUCUGUUAAAACUUCAGGAAGAGGGAACAUAAUGGGUCAGCAGAAAGAAAGAAAGAAAGAAAGAAAGAAAGAAAGAAAGAAAGAAAGAAAGAAAGAAAGGCCCAAUCAAGAGUCAUUUAUUAAGUUUCUGCUAUGUGCUAGGGACUGGGAGUGCAAGGAUUUUUAGGAAAACAAUUAUUUAUCAUGGAGUUGUUUCCAUGGAAGUUACCCAGGCUCCAGGACCAUAGCUUUCUAACUAAACAAGGAAUCUGUCUAAACAACAUAACACAAAGAGAAACAUCUGCUGGGCUUUUUUUUUUUUUGCCACUAUCAUUAAGACUGGCUUUUGACUUUCUUCUUCAUGAAGGCAGGGAAUUAGUGAACCUUUCAAGCUCCUUCUCCACCCUACUGGCUCUGUGUAGGACUUACUUUCCAUCUAAUUACACCAUCUUGCAGUUCAUUAAGUUUUUCUAUUAUUUCACUUAAAUCAUCUUAUCACUGUGCUCCUUAAUAAUUUUUUCCUCCAGUUUCCUUCACCAUUUUAAGAAUGUUUUCUUUUCCUAUUUUUACUCUUCUAUCCAUUUGUUCUUCUCUCCCUGGUUUUCCUUGUUAUUAUUCUUGGUCUCUCUCUGGUUUUGUGUUCAGUUGUUUCUGUUGCAUCCGAUUCUUUUGAUGCCAUUUGGGUUUUCUUGGUCAAGAUACUGGAGUGGCUGGCCAUUUCUUUCUUCAACUCAUUUUACAGAUGAGGAAACUGAGGCAAAUAGGGUUAAGUGACUUGCCUAGGAUCCCACAGCUAGUAAAUGUCUGAGGCUAGAUUUAGACUCAGGUCUUCCUGACUCCAGAAUCUAUCUAUUAUGCCAUCUAGCUACCUCUAGAUCUCUCUGGAUCUAGGGAGCUUUAAAUUUGUCCCCUGCCAGAUUAAUUUGUUUUUCAUAUUAUGGCAUGGUUGGACUUGCCAAUUCUAUUUACUUAUCACUUUGUUAAAAAUUGGAUAAGGAGGAACUGUGCCUGUGAUUUUAUUUGUUCAGAAAACUUCCAGGAAAGAAGACUUUCUUUACCAGUGCAGGUCAAUACCUUCUCUUCAAUUAGUAGUGUUAUUUUUUUUAUUUAUAUUUAAAACUCUUACCUUCCAUCUUAGAAUCACUGCUGUUUUAAGGCAGAACAGAGGUAAGAGCUAGGCAAUAGGGGUUAAGUGACUUGCCUAGGAUCACACAACUAGGAAGCCAGAUUUGAACUUAGGACCUCAAUUAGUGGUAUUAAAUGGCUCUAAAUUUAAGUCCCUUGGCCAGGGUCAUCUAGCCAGCAUGUAUCAGAAUUAGGAUCUGAACCAGGGUCUUCCUGGCUUCAUGGCUCUCUCUCUUUAGCAACCAUGCCAAGCUGCCUCUCCUCUUCUGUAUUGUUCCAGAUAAUUGGAAUAAUAGUCAUAGAAACUGGAUCUGUGAUUUCCUUAGUGAACUUCCUCUCACAAUGUAAUCAGUACAUUAGGGAACGCUGAUAUGCGAAAACUUUUUCCAAGGCAGCUGGUGGUAAAAGAUCCCACAAAUGAAGAAACUCCUACAAUGCAGGAAGUCAUAUAGGGAACUCCCAGAAGAGGAAACUGUCUACCCUGACAGGUGAGCACCCUUUCCACAACUUAUAAACUCGAGCACCCAGAGGUUAAAUGGCUUUGCCUAGAAUGCCAUAGCCAGACAGAGUCAGAGGUGGGACUGGAACUCAGGUCUGUCUGCUUCUGAAUCUGGCUCACACUGUGCUCCUUUUAAAUGGCCUCAGUAAGCAAUGGCAUUUCACAAAAGCCAUAAACUUCAGAGUUAAAGGGAGUUAGGUGAGUGCCGUCUAGUCCAACCUAUCCCUCCUCAAACGAACUACUUACUCUUAUUAACUUAAUGUUUUUAUACCACAUUUGGGGACUCAAUUUGAGUGGCUGUGUCUAUGACCUCCCUUGAGAGACACAAGAAAAUGACUGAAUUGGCUUCCCUAAUGCACACAUACUCUGGGACUCCAAUCAAUUCUUGCUGCUGACUAUAGUGGCAACUCUUUGGAUGCACAGAGCAUUCAUGUCCAUGGAAAUGACACCUCCACAUACUCAAGGGUAGGAAAAUCUCCGGUGAGUAAAUAUUUUCUAAUUUUUGGUCUCAACUUUCCAACGUUUUAAGAUUUUUUCUGCAUUUUAAUUUGCAUCAAGCAUUUUCCUUCAUACCUAGACAGUGUUAGCCUGGAGGUCUACGUUCACUCAUAUUGAAGUGCUGGAGGGACCAUCAUGGUCAGUUUUCCUGGGAGAUGAGUCUGCCUGCUAUGUGGGUAUCAGAUGCUUCCUAGAUGUGUGACCCUGGGCAAGUCACAACCCCAAUUGUCUAGUCUUUACUGCUCUUCUACCUUGGAACUAAUACUUAAUUCUGAUUCUAAAACAAAAGGUAAGGGUUUUUUUUUUAAGCGAAUAAACAUUUUUAAUUAAUAUAGUCCCACUGCUAUAUAAUCUAUUUUCUCUGGAAAUUGUCAACAAAUCUAAUUUUCUAGACUCCUAAUCCCAAACCAGAGAUGUAGAAGUCAAUGACCAGCUUCUAGCUACUUAAACAUUACAAUUUCUUACUGGUUCUCCUCUUUGGCCUUUUUUUUUCUCUAACUUUUACCUUCAGUCCUAGUAACAAUUCUAAGACAGAAGAGCAAAAAGGGCUAGGCAAUAAAGGUUAAAUGACCUGUUCAGGGUCCCACAGCUAAUAAGUAUCUGAGUAUUUGAACCCAGGUUCUCCUAACUCCAGGAUUGGUGCUCUAUUCACUGUGCUACCUAGUUGCCCCACUCUUUGGUCUUAAAUGCUAAAGGAAGUUGGCAUCCAUUAAAACCUAAUUUUUUAGAAACCAAGGGGGAGGGGGAAAGCCUAUAGUUUGGGGCUAAGAUUUGUCUCCAGGACUUAAAAUAGUAUUUCCAAUAAUCUGGUUACCUGGGACCACUUACUACUGCAUAUACUGUAUAUACUGAGUCCAACCCUAUGGUCCACUUUUCGAUGAUCAUAUCAUCUGGGAAGGUGAGCUGGUUUAAGAUCACAAAAAAAGUAGCAGAGAUGGGAUUCAAACCAAGGUCCUCUGACUCUAAACCCAACAGUCUAUUCAAAAUUUAGUCAUUCUGGCCAAGAUCAUAAAUUACACAUAAAUAGAAUCAGCACCAUUUGUGAAGAAGCUACCUGUGUGAGCUUGAGCAAGGCAAUGAACAUCUUAUGGCCUCGGUUUCCUUAUCCACACAAUUGAUAUUUUUUGUUUUUGUUUUUAAUACAAAAAUCCUUACCUCCUAUAUUAGUAUCCAUUCUAAGACAGAAGGGUGGUAAAGGCUGGGCAAUUGGAAGUAAAUGUUUGCCCAGGGUCACACAGCUAAGAAGUAUAUGAGGCUAGAUUUGAACCCAGGUCCUCCUAACCCCAGGCUUACUGCUCUAUCCACAGGGCUACCUAGCUAUCACUGUGUGUCAUACUAGAUGACCUCUAAGAUAAUUUCCACUUCUAAAUCUAUUAACCUAUCAUCUUUACUUUUAUUAAGUUUAAAUACCUGAGUCACUAUUCAUCUCAGUUUUCCUCUAUUUCUUCUCUAUCUGUACUCAGAGAAAAAUGUAUUUCAACCUUUCUUGUAUCAAAGUUGAUGCACAAAAAAUGAAUCUUUCUUCAAAAACCCUUCUUCCACAUUAGUGUCCCACUUUUUCUUUUUUAUGAAGCUAGGAUGAGCCAGAUUCUGAGCCCAUUUAUCUCUAGGAAAUUUCCUCUCAGAAUUCGGUUUAUCAUUUGCAAAAGACUAGAGAAGCUUGAGAACAAUUGCUUUCUCAUUCCAGAACAAGUCCUUCCCUCCCCCCUAACAAGUGCAAUUUCCAAUAUUUAGCUGAUUUUUCAUUGCCUUCCUUUCAGCCCCAGCAUCUUAUAUACUACUACAUUUCUGGAAGCUUCAAUCCUUUGAGUCAGUGGUCAUGUGUGCUUGGAGUCCAGUCAAGUCCAAAAACUACCAGCUCAGCUCUGUUUCCCAUGUUGAUACUGUGCCCAAAACAAAAGCAGUUCAUGAGGUCAACAGCUAUUUGGCACAUCCUAUUACUCUCCCAACUCUAGGACCUGGUCCUAUUUAGCUUUGCACUGGAAGUGUGAAGCCAGAAUUCAAGGAGGUGUGACACCACUAAUUCUGUUCCUAAAGCUUAAGGCUAUAUUCAGGGCUAGUUCCACAAUGAAAAAGAAAAGUGUAAAGAAGCAUGUAUCUCCUUUCCCCUACUGUAACUGUUACAUCCUUCCCUCUAUCAGUCAUCGUCUAUCUCCUUCUCCAUAGGUACCCAGUGCUCAUAUGAAGAACUCAUCAGAAUUAUGAAUAUUUUUAAUUAAAAAUGUAUCAGUAGGGAGAAGCUGAGUGGCUCAGUGGAUUGAGAGCCAGACCCAGAGAUGGGAGGUCCUGGGUUCAAAUCUGGCCUCAGACACUUCCUAGCUGUGUGAUCCUGGGCAAGUCACUUAACACACCCCCCCCCCCCCAUUGCCUACCCUUACCACUCUUCUGACUUAGAAUCAAAACUGAGUAUUGGAAUAGAACCAUAGGAAUAUAAACCAAGUCACUUAAAAAGACCUUCAUAUUUUAAUUUUAGGAUAAUACACCUUCCUUUUCAGUAUUGUCAUUCUUCUCUCUCUGUUUCAUCCUCCAAAGAGAUUGCCUCCUUUCACCCAUUUUUUUCUAAAAUUUUGUCACUAUCAAAAUAUAUUCACUAUAUAGCUCUGUUUUUGAUGCCAUCUGGAAAGAUUUGCAACUCCAGGUAUGGUAUCUCCUUUGUCCUUCAAAAGCUCUUCCUUUUCCAGUCUUGUACUGUAUUCAGAAGCCUUUUCCAAUACCCUUACAAUAUUUAUGAGCUUCUUACUGACCUGUGCUCACUUUUAUUUUUGGCAACAAUUUUUCUCUUAUUUUCUUUCCAGGUCCUUACAUCUGCCUUAUCAUUAUUGCUUUUCACCAUUUCUAUUACUCACCACAGAAAUCCAGAUCUUUAAUAGCAUGGCUACUUUUCCUAGAAAAGGGGGAGGGAGUCAGGAGCUCUCCUGAAGCAAGGUGAGGUAUAGCAUCAUACAGAGAAAUGCGCUAGUGGUCACUGUUGUAAUAUAGGGAAUGGAAGGGAUAAGGAUGAAAGGAUAAGAAAGAGGGAAUGGGUUGAGAGGGUGAAGAGAUUGUUCUUUCCCUCCCUUCCUUCUGGGGGGGAGAUAGGCAAGUCCUGUCUCCUUGAAAGCGGGAGUAUGUCUCCUCAGAGAAUGUCUUUUGGGAGAUGGAGGACAAGAGACUAGAGAGGGAAGCCUUAGUAAGAUGACAAGAUGCACCCUUGAGGUCCAAUCUAUCCUCGAGAGGCAAGAUAAAUUCUCAUACCUGUUUUCCCCAGGGACUUCAUUGUCAGUCCCCUUCAGGAUCUUGGGGCUACUCCACUGCCAAGGAAAGAUGUCUAUUCCUUGGGUCUGGCAGUCUUAGAUCACUGGGAUCCAGAAGUCAAAUCUCCUUUUUGGGGAGAGGUGUGACACUCCCCAAAUCUUCAAUCCCCUUUACUAUUGUUAGAAACUGGCCCAGACCUAAAUCUUGAAUAACAGGUGACUUAUUUGGGUUCAAGCAGGAAAGGGGUGGUAAGGGUAUCAAGCAGGGAAGUGGGUGAACAGAGAAGCCCUACAACUUGUCCCCUCUGGCAGAUUGGCCCUCCAAAGCCUAGGAGUUCAAAGCUUCUCAGCCUUGAUCCCUCUUCUUGCCAAUUGCCUGUUGGUCCCUACUCCUAAACUAACUAACUUGAAUAUUAGAGUCUGGGGAAAGGUAAGGGGAGAGAGAGAUAGAGAGGGAGGUCUUUGGAAGGAAUUUGUGGACAGCUCUCUGCCAAGUCCCAGUCCACAAAAGCCUCUGAUAACUUUAGAUUGCUGUUAUGGAGAGUUGCCUGAGAGGUAUCCAGGAAUUCAGAAAGAGACAGUUGAUCUCCAGAGAGACAGGCUUCUUCCCAGCCUAGGAGAUCUACCUCCUUCCUCAGGCUCCCAGCUGGAAGUGAAGUGGCCAGUUGGACCUCCAAGCAUCUGAUUCUCUCUUGGAAUUUUCAGUUUUUUCUUCCUGCUCCUACCCCACUCUCUCUUCAACUAGUCUCUGUCAGAGACUGUUCUCUGCUCAAAGUGGACUAUCUCUCCUACUUUACAGGUAUAACAUCAUACAGAGAAAUGUGCUAGUGGAGGGUCAAAGGGAUAUGGUACUAGAGAAAAGAAGCAUGUCUUGGUAUCCUCUAAAUUUCAGCACUCUGAUCCCUAGUCCAAUCACUCCACCCUAGUUAUGGCUCUGCUUCUACUCAUCUAUAAGUCUGCUUCCUUCUAUGCCCCAUUACAUGAAUCAGCCCCUGGAUGGAAUUCUUGAAAUAGACCAUAGUACAUUUUUCAUAAUGUUAUCAUCAUCAAUUUGCAAUGCACCAGUUUAGAUACCAAUGGAUUAUACUAAGGACCAGCAAAGGUUUUGAAUUCAAUGGAACAUUUUAGACAUUUGACAUUCUUCUAACAACUUCCCAUCUUUGUUAGUUACCUAAGCUCUAAGUGUCGCCAUAUUGGGAUGCAUCUACUUGGUCCAAUGGUAUUGCCAUUAAUGAUAGGACAUAACUAAAUCAUAAACCCCAAGAUUGUUCUCUCAUUGUAUGUUCUAGAUUCCAGGAAAAGGUUAUACAAAACAGCAGGAGGAAAAAGCUCUAGAAGUGGCACUAAUAUCAAUUACCCAGGACAGGUCCUUUAAUGUGAAUGGAAUUUGUUGGUUCGUAGCAAUUUUCCUGGGAAUUUUCCCAUUUGUCCUUUUUGUUCCUUUCAUAUACAUGUGGCCAACUCAACCUUAAAGCUGAAGCAAAAAAAUUAAAGCCCUUUUAAGAGUUAGGGGUAGCAUUAUGGGGAGAUUAGAAGAAAUGAAACUUAACAACUAUUUGCAGUCAUGGAACACAUAUAGACUGUGAUUAAAAAUCUCUCCCUCUUUAUCAUAUUAUAGUUGCUGACAUGAUAUAUUUAAAAAUUCAAAAUCAUGAGCCAGAAAACCUGGAUCCUCAAAGUUUCACUAUUAUAAGACUCCCAGCAACCUUUAUCUGAGCAAUGUUUGAAAUGUCACUGAGAUCUUCAAUAUAGUUGGCUGGAAUUGUAGCAAAUUUAAGCACAUACAACUUAAUAACUUAUAUCAAGAUAUGAUAGCAUCCAAGCUGCUGCUAAACAAUUGAUAAAUGUAUGCCUUGUUUUGGACCAAAUAAACAAAACUGGUAUUACC